UACAAGGUCACUUCAAGGUAUAGCGCAUAUUUGCACAUGUUCAGGCUGACUAAUGUCCUGUUGGCCGUCUCUCUCGGCUACUUUUGCUUUGUUUCGUGGUCGUUGUUUGAAGUAUUCUUCCCAUCAAAUUGUAAAGGGUCUUCAGGAUGCAUAACACCUGGAUGGAAGCCAGAUGAUGAACUCAAGAUACAUUUACAAUUUAUCAGAGGAGGGGGUUUUGUUGGAGAUCCUCCAACAAAUGAAAUCUUCAAAAUUGAUCGUGGACUAGUAAAGAAAUAUAAUUGCACUCUCACUGUACCUCCAACCAGCGAUUCUAUUGUAACUGCUCGCUUACGCUUGCUGACAAGUACCGGUUCACUCAUUUCGAGCAACGAUUUAAACCUUUUGACCCACAAGGAGGCUACCAGGACAACUUUCAACCUCAUGACCAGUAAUGAAUCAUCAAACAAUCCAAAGAAUGAUCGUGGGUUGCUUUCACCAUUUUGGUUAUCAACAUUACGUGUAUAUGUGCUCCAGACUCCAGUAUCUUUCAACCGCUAUAAUGUGCCUGCUGAAAUAGUUGGUCGUAUCCAGCUUAGUUCAAAGGGAUAUUUGCCGGUAGUAUACGUUAACCCAAAUUUCCAAGCUUCAAGUGAUUGGUCUGAAAUCAAGCAAGUAAAUGAAAAUCGUCAACUAGAAAUAGUCUUAUCCGUCGAACCACUUUCGGUGGGCCAUAUGCGUUUGCGGUGUGUGUUAGAAUCAGUAGCUGAUCGAUUACACUCUUAUGGUAUAAAAUCAAAGGAUAUUGACGAGAUACGUGGUAUUUUUUUGGACACCAAUUUAUACCUAUUGCUGACCACACUAUUCAUUUCUAUUUUCCAUUUAUUGUUCAGUUUUCUGGCUUUUAAAAAUGAUAUUUCAUUUUGGCGUCGAUCAAAUAAUACAGUUGGAAUUUCUUUACGAACGGUUGUUUGGAGAUUUAUCAGUUCUUUCAUUAUAUUUCUACAUUUAUGGGAAGAGAAAAGUAGUCUGUUAGUUUCUAUUCCAAUGGGAAUAUCUACUUUGAUUGAAUUAUGGAAGUUAGGUCGAAUGACCAAAUUUUCUAUUAGUUUUCAUCAUGGUUUUCAAUGGGGUAAACGAUCGAAAGAAGAAGAAGCAACUGAUCAAUUAGAUGCACAAUUUAUGCAUUGGUUAAUGCUUGUCAUGAUUCCUCUUUGUAUUGGUGGUUCAAUAUAUUCCUUAUUUUAUAUACCACAUCGUAGCUGGUAUUCUUGGUGCUUAGAGACUAUGGCAAAUGGUGUUUAUGCUUUUGGAUUAUUAUUAAUGACACCUCAACUUUUCCUCAAUUAUCGAUUAAAAUCUGUAGCACAUUUACCAUGGAAAGCAAUGACCUACAAAGCAUUCAAUACUUUCAUUGAUGACUUUUUCGCAUUCAUUAUUGUAAUGCCAACAUCACAUCGUAUUGCUUGUUUACGUGAUGAUUUAAUAUUUUUAAUUUAUUUAUAUCAACGAUGGCUUUAUCCUGUAGAUAAAUCACGUGUCAAUGAAUUUGGUCAAAUGAACGAUGAUUGCGUCCAGUCAAAGUCGACUUCUGAUAUUACGAAUUCAACCAGUAGUAGUUCUAAGAAAAAAUAUAAACUUAAUUAAUAGGAUUUUUUUUUAUUGGUGUUAGUGUAUUUUAUAUUUAUUCUUAAAAUCAUAUCCUUCAUCAAUACAUUUCAUAUUCUGUUUCCUUUAAUUCUUUAAAUAUAUGUUUUAUUUUCGUCUUAACUUGUUUGUAAUUUUAAAAAAGUGUGAUUAUAUAUAUAUAUGUUUUUCUUACAAAUUAUA
This is a messenger RNA of Schistosoma turkestanicum, 1809 nucleotides long. Lineage: Eukaryota; Metazoa; Platyhelminthes; Trematoda; Strigeidida; Schistosomatidae. The record is from the annotation of a GenBank genome assembly.